AUGUAUGAUGAAGAGGCCUGUUCUGAUGAGAGUGUAUCUGUACAAGUGGGAGCAAAAUUCAUGGCUUCUAAGACAGCUCCACCAGCCCAGACGACCUAUCUCUUUAGUGAAUGUGGGAAAUCAUUUAGGCAUAAGAAUCUCCUCUUUACCCAAAAGAAAGUCCACACUGGAAAAAAGCCAUAUGAGUGUACUGAUAGCAGUAAGUCAUUAAGCAUAAGCUGUAAUCUCAUUGAACUUCAAGAAGUUCAUUCUAGAGGAAAACCUUAUGAGUGUAGUGAAUGUGGAAAAUCUUUUAGGUACAACAGUCAACUCCUUAACCCCCAAAGAGUUCACACUGGUGAUAAGCCGUAUCAAUGUAGUGAAUGUGGGAAGUCUUUCAGUCAAAAUUGUAACCUCAUUCAACACCACAGAGUUCACACUGGAGAAAAGCCAUAUGACUGCAGUUAUUGUGGGAAGUUAUUUAAGCAAAUCACUACUCUCACUGAGCAUCAGAGAGUUCACAGUGGAGAAAAGUCGUAUCAAUGUACUGAUUGUGGGAAGUCAUUUAAGUAA
Messenger RNA from Myotis myotis, 552 nucleotides. Its product is annotated as zinc finger protein 773-like. Bases 1 to 552 code for a protein of 183 amino acids. Lineage: Eukaryota; Metazoa; Chordata; Mammalia; Chiroptera; Vespertilionidae. Gene Ontology annotation, biological process: regulation of DNA-templated transcription. The record is from RefSeq and is a predicted model, not a curated record. The transcript is spliced from 2 exons. Gene Ontology annotation, molecular function: RNA polymerase II cis-regulatory region sequence-specific DNA binding; DNA-binding transcription factor activity, RNA polymerase II-specific.